ACUUUCAACGAUUUUCUGAGCCACGGAUUUUUGCCAGGGUUCCUGAAAUUAUUUCGUAACUCCAAUUUGAUCAAUUUUUCUAAUCACCUCUUCUUACUUUCUCCAAACAGGAAAAAAAACAACGGAGAUGAGAAGAAAAGAGAUUUAUUUCUUGCUUUUGAAACCGAACUUAUGUGGGCCAUAGAAGAUUAAAAAACAAGCAAGUGGAUAAUGAUCAUCAAUUUCCAUUCCAUGACUCUCUUUUCAUUCGGUUGAUUUCUGUCUCUCUUUCGUUGUUUGGCUUCAAAUUUUGAACUUUACUUGCGUUUCAAAGAAUUCAUGGGAGAUGUACAUAUACAAGAGGAAAUAUCUGAAGUCCAAUCAACAGUUGGGCGUUUUUCAAGCCAUUGUUACCUCCUGGAUGUACAUGAUCAUCAAAGAAAGCAUUUGGUCCAUGGUGAUGCUGUGAGGAACACUAGUCUUCUUAUGGAUACUCUCGGAUAUGACUCAUUGGUGGAUGAUAUUUUCACCCAUCUCUUGACUUUGUCUAGCUAUAUAAGUCUUCAAUUCAUUCAAUUUAUUGAGGAUCUUGUAUUAGGAGAUAUGAAUAGAAGCUCAAAUUCAUCAUCUUCUAAACCUUGCAUCUUCAUUGCAAGCCCUACAAUCCUGGAAGGGAGAACCUCAGAACUUAAGGAAGAGUUUCUUGUAGAUACAAGGUCUGAAGUUGUUGAUAACAGUUACAGUUAUGGGGGUGUCCCUAUCUUUUUUCAAGGGUUGAUGCUUCCUUUAUUCAGUUUCAGUUUACAAUUUUCCUGGAGUUUGGCACUGUACUCUUGGAAACUGUCAUUUUCAUACAUCAGAUGCAUUCAAGAUCAAGUUUGGAGCAUUAUAUCUCGAGUGUGUAAAACAUUGCGCGGCUCUUCUGAUGAUAUUGGAUGGUUGCAACACACUCCAGGAAUGGCUCCUGUGAAGGAUGGGACGUCAAGAUUCUUGGAAUUGCUUGCAGGCAUUAGAAAUGGAGAGCACAAGCUACCCAAUUCAUUUGUUUAUCUGCUAAUUCCAGGCCUCUUUAGUAAUCACGGUCCCUUAUAUUUUGUGGGCGCUAAAAGAUUCUUUUCAAAGAUGGGUCUAGCUUGUCAUAUUGCAAAAAUUCAUAGUGAGGCAUCGGUGGAGCACAAUGCAUGGGAACUGAAGCAAUAUAUUGAGGAGCUUUACUGGGGAUCAGGCAAGCGUGUAAUGCUGCUGGGGCACAGCAAGGGUGGGGUUGAUGCUGCGGCGGCAUUGUCAGUUUACUGGCCUGAUUUGAAAGACAAAGUUGCUGGUUUGGCGCUGGUGCAAAGCCCCUAUGGUGGCACUCCUUUAGCUUCUGAUACUCUCCGUGAAGGCCAGAUUGCUGACAAAGAAACACGCAGGAUCAUGGAGUUCUUGAUAUGCAAGCUUAUUAAGGGUGAUAUAAGGGCACUGGAGGAUCUCACAUACGAGAAGCGGAAGGAUUUCAUCAUGAAACACAAGCUCCCUGAGAAUAUCCCUGUGAUAUCCUUCCACUCUGAAGCAAGUAUAGCUCCUGGCGUCCUUGCUACAAUGACCCACAUAGCCCACGCAGAACUUCCCUGGCUUCCAUUUCCCAACUUUGGGAAUGAAGAGUCUGAUAAUAUUGUUCAAGCCGGACGUCAGGUGCCCGUAGUGAUCCCUUUAUCUGCUGCGAUGGCUAUAUGUGCACUUCAUUUGCAGCUCAGGUAUGGGGAGAAGAGUGAUGGUCUAGUAACAUGCCGUGAUGCUGAAGUUCCAGGCUCGGUCGUUGUCAGACCAGACCAGAAGCUUGACCAUGCUUGGAUGGUUUACUCUUCAAGGAAGAAGAUACCUGGUGAGCCUGAUGCUUGCGAAAUGUGUGAGGCUCUUCUAACUCUUCUUGUGGAGCUUGGGAAUAUGAAGCAAGAAGAAAGACAGAAAUCUAGUAAUCCAUAAUUCCAAACGGGAUUUUUUGUUAUUGUAUCUUCAGUUAAGUUACACCAUCUUGUUUCCAUAACCAUUCAGAAGAGCAAUGGUCGGUGGCAAAAUCUUGCCAUGUAAUAGAUGACAUCUGUUCUUAUGAAAGAGCUUCAUUUAAAGCUUCAAACAAAACACAAGAUUUUUGUUCAUGAACUCUCUCUCCCGGGGGGGAUUGGAUUUUGGGGAGGUCUUUAGAUUAUGUAAUACUUGGAACUGCAGUUCACUCCAUGAUAAUUGCAAGUGUAUCAUUUGGCCGA
Messenger RNA from Juglans regia (Persian walnut), 2225 nucleotides. RefSeq lists its product as uncharacterized. The transcript has 12 exons. NCBI's taxonomy places the organism in Eukaryota, Viridiplantae, Streptophyta, Magnoliopsida, Fagales, Juglandaceae. The record is from RefSeq and is a predicted model, not a curated record. The coding region runs from base 319 to 1944 and encodes 541 amino acids.